CUGAAUCAAAACAUGGCAGGAAAGAGGAAGUUGAACGUAAUUCAUUGAAUAUUUACAGCUUUAUCUUCACUUUGUGAAGCAAACUGGUACAAAAGUAUAUUCCAGGAGAAGUAACGUAUAUCAAGUCAUAAACGAGACACCUCGUUAUUAUAUGUUUCGAUGAAACGAAGACGAAAAAUGAUAGGAAGUGUCGGGCUAAAUUUCAAGAUAUGAAAAUAUUUUGUUUUGAUUUGACUUAGCAAUUUAGAUCUAAUUUUUGGAUCAAUACUUACAAUUGCACAAUUAGCUCAAGUCUACAAUGGCGACUGCAACCAAAAGAUCAUUCAAGGAUAAAGCUAGAGACAAGCUAGGAAAUAUUGGAACAAAGAUUCGGGGAAGCUCAUUAGAGAGCCCAACAGAAGGAAAUGUAGGUGCUAACCCAUCUGGUGGUGUGAUCGUUGAAGCAUCUACAUCACCUCCCCUGCGUUCACCAAUCACCCUAGUCAACACAGAUCUGUCAGAAGUCGGAGGUAAUGAAAGUAAUGGAGGUAAAGAUAUUGAGAAGAAGAAACGACAUGUCACUCAACCAAAAGGCACCAUUCCUUACGAUGUGACGACAUCCGACACAUUAGAGGGCAUAGCUGCAAGAUUUGACACCACACCUACAAAUCUGAUCAAACUUAACAAGUUACAUCUACGAAUGGUCUUCCCAGGACAGACAAUUUAUAUACCAGAUAAGGAUUAUGUUCCCAGUGAUCCUCCUACACCUGAUGAGCCAAACAAAUCUAGUCCAACAAAUAACAAGCUUAAAAGUCCACCUCCGUUAAAGAGUCCGGGUCAUGCUGAGCGAGUCUUCACUGACAGUAUUCCUGAGCCAGCAGCCCCCAAACCACUCAGUGAAGACGAUGCCAAGAAACUAGACCAGGAGUGCUAUGCACGUUUCAUCAAAAUCAAUGUUAAACAUAUCACAGAUGGGCAGGGAGUGGUGAAUGGAGUGUUACUAGUUACCCCAAAUGCUGUAAUGUUUGAUCCCAAUGUGUCUGACCCCCUAGUCAUAGAGAGUGGGGCUGAUGCGUAUGGGAUGAUAGCCCCAAUGGAGACUAUUAUUAGUGCAGCAAUGUACCAUGAUAUAGCUGCUAUGAGGAUUCGAAGUGCAAAAGAUCAAGGUGAGGUUAGGAAGAAAUCUGAGGUGUACCAUGCAAAGGACUGUCCGUUAUAUACUUCCAAAGAAAGUAGCAAUGACAAAAAUACUGCCAGUGAAAAAGGAAAUAAUAAAGAGGAAGAAACACAAGAAAAAUCAGACGGCAAUAAGGAGCAGACGGAUGAACCACCAAGGGAGAAAAGCUGUUCAUGUGGUGCAAGUGACCCAGCAGCAAAUAUAGACUUGACCAAUCGUAAAUCAGAUUCACAUUCAGAUUCGAAUACCCUCAAUGAUGAAAAGGGCAACUUGGAGGAAAGUGCAGUAAAUGAAACAAAAGUUGACUCUGAACCAACAAUUGGUGCUAAUGAAAAGAAAGGUGAGAGUGCAAAUGAAAAUGCAAAUACCAACGAGGUCAUUCCACAAAACAAUUCAGUUUCGGCAACUCAAGUGAAUAGUGCCGAACACUUCCAUUUUGGCAAUAUGGAGGAGUCCAUUCCUGUUAAUGUAGGGGGCGAAGGUUGUGACAUAAACCAAGGCAAUGUGCCAUCACAAUCAGGGAUUGAAGAAAAUGGCAAUACAGAGAGAUCUCCUGGAAUGGAUGGAGGAAUCACAACAGGUGUAUCACCUCCAAAACAACUUUUGAAAUCUAUAGGUUCCUCGGUGGGAACAUUAGGGAACUCAGUGGCAUCAGUGGCAUCAUCGAUCGGCUCACUAGCGAGCACAACGCCACUAACAAACCUUGUUGAUUUUUCCAGUGGGUUAUUUAGCAAACAGGAAGGAGAUGCAGGUAAGGUCAAGGACAUUUCAGAUGUGACCCCAGUCACCCCAGUGUCUAACGAUGGGCAGCCCAAAAACUCUAUAUGGUACAUAGAACCAAAACUAGACGAUGCAUCUGGGCAAGCCUUGGAAGUAACAGAGAGUGAUAUAUUACUGGACUCAACUACAGAUUCAUUCUCCAGCUCCAAGGGCACUGUUACUUGGGUCACAGAAGCAAAUUCCAAGACUCUAUUAGAACGUCCACCUAGCAUAGAAGUAGAGAGUGUUGUGACAGUGGAUGACAAACCUGAAUUAUUUCGCACGCUCAGCGAGUUGGUGCCAAAGCCUGCCCCAGUUUCUGAGAAUCCUCCUCUCUAUCUGAGUCUACGUGUGGGCAAACCUAUCAACAAACGAGUGUCAAAAACCUGCCCUAUCGAAUCAUAUGGCAAGAAAAAUAAGCCCGAAUAUUGGUUUUCUAUUCCACGUGAUAGAGUGGACCAUCUCUAUGCAUUCUUUGUCCAGUGGUCUCCAAACAUUUAUGGCAGUGAGGAAGAAAUUAAUCCUGAAGCUCGGGGCUUUGUUGUUUUUGACUCUGAUGCUGAGGAUCUCAAUUUAGUAGAUGAUUAUUUUGAAGGAGAUAUUAAAGUGUCCAAGGAUUGGGAGAUUGUCAAAGUUGAGGAAGCCAGGAGAAGACUGGAGUCAUUUGAGCUUGGAGAUCUCCCUCUACCUGAGUUGAUUGGCACAACUACAUUACUUGAUGAUGAUAAAAUAAGCAAGUUGUGUAAGCAUCUGCCUCCACGUACAGAAGGGUACCCCUGGGUACAGAUCUACAGCACAGACCAUCAUGGCUUUUCACUGAACACUCUCUAUAGACACAUGCAGGGCUAUGACACACCUGUCUUAAUAGUUGUCAAAGACACUGGCAACAAUAUAUUUGGUGCAAUGACCUCAUGUCCUCUGAAAGUGAGUGAGCAUUUCUAUGGAACAGGGGAAUCCUUUCUCUAUACAUUCACCCCAGAGUUCAAGGUUUACACCUGGACAGGUGACAAUACUUACUUCAACAAAGGCAAUCUACAGAGUUUAGUGAUAGGAGCAGGAGAUGGUAGUUUUGGACUUUGGUUAGAUGGAGACAUAUAUCAUGGCAGGACUCAGCAUUGUGACACUUAUGACAAUGAACCUCUUACAACACAAGAGGACUUCAUUGUCAAAGGAAUAGAAGUGUGGGGGUUUGAGUAAUCAACGAACCAGUAGCCAGGACAAAUCCAUGCUGGACUUUGGAAUAUAUAAUAAUGGGAGUUUUUAUGGGUAGUACCAAGGGGUGCUCUUGAGCGAAUGAGACACUAAAAGACAUACUGUCUGCGAAGCUCUAUAGAGAUAUACCAUAUCAGGAGGAGCUACUCUAAAGCUGGAGUCAAAGAGAUUAUGAGAAGGAUUCUAAAUGGAUUAUCAUUGCUGGAUUAACCUUGACUCAAAGAUGUAGGAGGAUUUUUUGUCAAAAUUGAAUAGUCAAAGUCCAUUAAGCAGGAUGUAUACAGUAAUACAUGUUAAAUUGAAUAUUUUUUAGAUCUGAUCUUAUUCAGUUGAAAAAUCAAUUUUCUGAGGAUCAGUUUUCAUGCAUACUGA
Messenger RNA from Owenia fusiformis, 3499 nucleotides. The record is from the annotation of a GenBank genome assembly. NCBI's taxonomy places the organism in Eukaryota, Metazoa, Annelida, Polychaeta, Sabellida, Oweniidae.